AUGCGCCAGCUCACAGAAGACGAAACCAAAACCCUCUUCUCCAAACUCGCCAACUACACCGGCCGCUCGCUCAACGCCCUGGUCACCUCCGUCGAUGAUCCUUCCUCCAACGACCGCUAUGUCUUCCGUCUUCACGGCAGCCGAGUCUACUACAUGCGCUUGUCACUAGCGAACCUGGCGACCUCAAUCCCGCGCGCUAAUUUGCUCUCGCUGGGCAUCUGCGUCGGCAAGUUCACGAAGACCGGGAAGUUCAGGAUCCAUGUGACCGCGCUGGAGGUGAUUGCGCCGCAUGCGAGGUAUAAGGUGUGGAUCAAGCAGAACGGGGAGAUGCCGUUUAUGUAUGGGGGGAAUGUUGUCAAGGCGCAUAUUGGACGGUGGAGUGAGGAUUGUCCGGAGCAUCAGGGGGUUGUGGUGUUUAAUAUGGAUGAUACCCCUUUGGGCUUUGGCGUUACGGCUCGAUCGACUGCUGAGACUCGGAAGUUGGACCCAACGGCCAUCACAGUUUUCAGACAGGCGGAUAUUGGUGAAUACCUGAGAGAGGAAGAUACCCUCUUCACGACUUAA
This is a messenger RNA of Aspergillus chevalieri, 564 nucleotides long. RefSeq names its product ribosome biosynthesis protein NIP7 (gene NIP7). The record is from RefSeq and is a predicted model, not a curated record. The transcript has 3 exons. Gene Ontology annotation, biological process: ribosomal large subunit biogenesis; ribosome assembly. Gene Ontology annotation, cellular component: nucleolus; nucleus; preribosome, large subunit precursor. Gene Ontology annotation, molecular function: RNA binding. Bases 1 to 564 code for a protein of 187 amino acids. Lineage: Eukaryota; Fungi; Ascomycota; Eurotiomycetes; Eurotiales; Aspergillaceae.